AUGGAACAGUCGGCCAUGUCGUGGCCGGAGCAGCUCCGUGAGAAUACCCUCAUCACUGCGCCCGGGGACGAAGAGUUCUCCAACUUGUUCGAGUUCAACAUACCCUUUCCCGAAGUCGAGCACGGACCAGGGAAUAUGCAGCAUUCUCUACCGACAACCACCGGCCCGGAUUCCGAUAUGGCUCACUUGCGAUCAAACCCCGUUCAGUAUUCCGUCCAGAUGGACGGCCUCAUGGAAUUUGGCGAUCCCACCCAGCCGCACGCGCAUCCCGGCCACUCAAUGCCUUACUCGACUCCCAGUAUGACGCCAGCCUUCUGCGCGCAGGAACCGUCGCCUAUGGCGCAACCACCAACGCAUCAACAUUACAUGCAGGGUCAGACCAUGAUUCCUCCCACUCCGAACAGCAUUGAGAUGCAUGGAAAUGCUGCCCGAUAUCCCCAGCGCGUGGGUGAAACCCCGGAUAUGUAUGACGGAUAUUCACGCAUCAACGAGGAACAGGCUCUCUACACUCCUCUUGUUUCACCAGCUAUGACACCCCUGGAGAACCAAUUCCGACUUCCCGAAUACACAGUCCCUGGCGAAUACUUCACACCGCUCACCUCUCCCGCCCUGGAGGCUCAAAAUACCGACUCUAGCAGUUACCAGUACCAUGCAAGACAGGUGUCGGAUAUGGGUUUCGUUCCCACUGCUGCGGAGAUGAAUCCUCUCCCCGGAAACUCGGCUCCACCUUCCCCCAGCAUCAUUCGGAAGGCCAACGCUCGUCGCCGGCCAUCAACGACUACUGCCCGGCUUAACAAUGCAUUAAAGGCCAAGCAGUCUCCUAUUAUGCGGGCGCAACGUAAACGUAGCACCUUGGCUACCAAUUCGGAAGAGUUUUACAACAGUCUUACCCAGGAGUUGAACUCUACGAAGCCGCAGAACCAGGACAUCCGCUCACUCCGGUUCAGCAGCAAUGAAGGUUCUGGUCAGGACUCGGUCUCUCCCGAGCCAUUGUCAGAACCAUUAAUGCCUCCUCCAGCUCUUCCUCCCCCGCGGAUGUCUCCUGCCAUUAUCCCUCAUUCCCAUGCUUCUUCGCCUGGCACUGCUGCAACCCCUGCACUUUUGAUGCGCCUUCAACGAAACCAACAUUCACAGGACCCUUCGGGCCAGUUCCGCGGUCAAGCGCAGCUUGCAGAACCUGAAUUUUCAGAUGAGAUAAUGGAGGAUAUCUCCCUCCCCGAGGCAGCUGCCUCUUCACAACUACGCCCGAAACCAAGACGCAUUGAUACUGCCAUACGGACCCCUUCGAUUUCCACAAAUGGAACCCCAUUCUUGGAUCCUUUGUCUGCGGCAUACGAUCAACUUCCCAGUACCUCUCUUGCGCCCAGCCCGCGCACAGCUGCAAUGCCAUCUCCCAGUGGACCGGUCCCUCGGAAAUCAGAACCCAGGUCCACAUCUAAUCGGAAACGACCCAGUUUAAGCUCCACUCAGGCUAGCCCACAGUUGCGACCUAAGAUUAGUCCCAGUAUCCAGCCACUGAUGAAAGGCAACGAGAGCAUGACACAAGAUGCCCUUUACCUCGCUUCAAAAUCCAAUUACCAACAUAUUCUCGAUGGCACUUUGCCUUCAGGUGUGAGCUAUCCAGAGGCAUUGGCAGAGAAUUUGAGCUCCAAGCGGACGAAUCACAAGCUCGCCGAACAGGGACGUCGGAAUCGUAUCAACAAUGCCCUCAAGGAGAUUGAGCUUCUCAUUCCGCAGGAAUUCAUCGACGCCCGUAACGCCAAGGAAGCUGCACAAUCGGGCAGCAAGGUCACCGAAAAGGAGAAAGAGAAAGAAAAGGCAAACCAGGCCAUCAGCAAGGCUACCGCGGUGGAGAUGGCCAUUGAUUACAUCAAAACCCUCAAGAUGACCCUGGAUGCAACCACUGCCAGACUGGCUGCCGCCGAGGCCAAGUUGUCAGGCGCGCCUUCCCCGAAGGACUCGGCUUCCAGCCCUAAUGUCGCUUGUACUUCCACUACUGAGUCUGAGAAGAACGUGGAGGGCAUCACCUCGGACACGGAGUGUUCCUUGUAA
This is a messenger RNA of Penicillium paradoxum, 2052 nucleotides long. RefSeq names its product phosphate-sensing transcription factor PHO4. Lineage: Eukaryota; Fungi; Ascomycota; Eurotiomycetes; Eurotiales; Aspergillaceae. The transcript is spliced from 3 exons. Gene Ontology annotation, molecular function: protein dimerization activity. The record is from RefSeq and is a predicted model, not a curated record. Bases 1 to 2052 code for a protein of 683 amino acids.